Molecule: messenger RNA, 5224 nt
Organism: Marchantia polymorpha subsp. ruderalis
Lineage: Eukaryota; Viridiplantae; Streptophyta; Marchantiopsida; Marchantiales; Marchantiaceae
Source: the annotation of a GenBank genome assembly
CUGACAUAAAGAUGAAUGGAUUGCGACAGGCCUACAUGCUAAUACAGACCUACAGCGAAGGACCUACUUUGACAUUUGGGUGUAUUAAGCCAGACGGAAAACAGACAGAGGGUUGCAACCCGUUUCUCCGUAUGCGGAACUUCUUCUACAGCAUAAAAAAUAAGUUUUGUAGUAUGCACCAUUCCUACAAGCUCACAGCAGUGCCGGCCUACGCUGAUAGGUCACAAUGAUCUUCGUGGUGGUGGAGUCCACUGCCACUGUACUCAGCCCCGUAAAAUUAGCGUUCGGUUUGGUUCCGAUUUCUUAGCCCGAGGAGUUUUCCGUACUGUGUGAUCGAGGAGAUCGCAGGCCUUGUGCGGGAGAAGAGAGCGAUUGAUCUUGAAUCAAGUGAAUCGAUAUCAUCUCCUCAGUCGGAAGGAUCUAGUGUGAAUAAGUGAAUGAACGCCGGCAACAUUUCAGGACGGAACGGAGUUUUUAGAUCUGGAUUCUGUGCACCGCUAUUCUCUCACGGCUGCAGCUGAUGUGAAGUUUGAUGGGGCUAGUGCGAUGGACAGAUCCAUGCCGUUACAGCUGGAGUUGGCAUCCCGUUGUUCUCUUUUCUUAGGUCUGAAGCUCAAUUAAGGACACAAGUGUUUGGGAACCAGCCAGCUGGAAGAAGCACUGGCGAUCUAAGUAGUUUGAAGAAGGCAGCCCGUUCUUUAGGUGACAGCAGGUAUGGAUUUUGGCACGUUGGGCUCGUAAUUUGCAUGUCGAGAUGACAAUCCGACGAGAUGAUGGUCCAUAGGUAGAUGGGACGCUCAGCCCUGGAUUAGGCCGGCGAGGUCAUGGAUCGAUUCACGAGCUAUCAACCCCUCGAAAACCGAAAGAAAGUAAGAUUGGACAACCCAUUGACGAUAUCUGUGUUCGAUAUAGUUGCGUAGAGAACUCGACGGAGUCGGGAUCAUCCACUAUGUCAGGGUAUGGGCCUUAUGCUAGCUCCUCAUUAGGACCCACCUCGUUACAUGUGGGUGGGAGUGGGACGGGUGCAGCGAGACGUCUGUCAAAAUUGGGAGGAGGGGCGCCAAAUUCUAAGAGGAAACGAGCUAAGCGCCCUAUCUUGCAAUCGUUCCGCAGGAAAUUCAUAAAUUGCGUUCUUUAUUCUGCUUUAUUGGUAUUUAGUCUUGGUAUAUACAAGGGCAGUCGGUACUUCCCAUCAUCUAUCGACGGGCAAGAGGCCUCGUCCAAUGCCUUCUUUUCGUCCUUGCCUGCACUUAAUGGCAGCUCCCACACUGGGGUUUCAAAAGCCAAAACGGAUAUUACCACUCAGGGCUUGUAUGAGGAUAUAAAAUUUCUGAACGAGGAGGGAGGAGUCUGGCGACAAGGAUGGAAUGUACAGUAUAAGGGGGAUGAGUGGAACACAGAGAAGCUCAAGGUCGUGGUUGUGCCUCACUCUCAUAAUGAUCCGGGCUGGUUGCGAACUGUCGAGGAAUAUUAUCAGGAAAGAUCAAAAUCCAUUCUCUCCACCAUCGUGUCAUCUCUCAAGAAGGAUACACGGCGGAAAUUCAUCUGGGAGGAAAUGUCAUACUUGGAAAGGUGGUGGAGGGAUGCUUCUGAGACAGAGAAAGGCGAUUUUAAACAUUUGGUCCUAACAGGGCAGCUAGAAAUUGUUGGAGGAGGCUGGGUGAUGAACGAUGAGGCCAAUUCACAUUACUACGCCAUCAUCCAGCAGAUGAUUGCAGGUAAUAUGUGGUUGCUUGAGACAGUUGGAGUUGUUCCAAAGAAUUCGUGGGCCAUUGACCCGUUUGGUCACUCACCUACAAUGGCGUAUCUACUGCGUCGAAUGGGGUUCAAAAAUAUGUUGAUACAGAGGACGCAUUACGAAGUGAAGAAGGCGCUGGCUUUGAAACAAAACCUGGAGUUCAUGUGGAGACAAAGCUGGGAUGGUUCAAACACCACAGAUAUUUUUUGCCACAUGAUGCCUUUCUAUUCAUAUGACGUCCCCCACACAUGUGGACCUGAGCCGGGUGUUUGCUGUCAGUUUGACUAUGCGCGCCUACCUGGGAUUGGAAAGGCUGAAAUGUGUCCUUGGGGUCACAACCCACAAAUAAUUACUCCUCAGAAUGUGGAGGAGCGUGCACACCUGCUGUUGGAUCAGUACCGGAAGAAGUCUACUCUUUAUAGAAGCAACACCCUGCUUGUUCCCCUGGGUGAUGAUUUUCGCUACACUUCAAUGGUGGAAGCUGAGGCGCAGUUUACAAAUCUGCAAAAAAUUUUCGACUACAUCAACUCGCAGCCAAACCUGAAAGCCUCCGUGCAGUUUGGUACACUCGAGGAUUAUUUUUCCACUCUUAGAGCAGAGGUUGGUCCAGGAGUAUCUACUGACUCAGGUUUGGAUCUCGUUCCUGGAUUUCCAUCCCUUUCCGGUGAUUUUUUUACUUAUGCUGACAGGGUUCACGAUUACUGGAGUGGGUACUAUGUUUCACGUCCGUUCUAUAAAGCCGUUGAUCGCGUUCUUGAAGAGACGAUGAGGGCAGCUGAUAUUCUUUACACGCUUACGUCGGCAUAUUGCAAGGCAACUGGUUCUUAUGAUUUCCCUCUGAUGUUCAACGACAAGCUUGUAUCUGCAAGGCGCAAUUUGGCACUGUUCCAGCAUCAUGAUGGUGUGACAGGCACGGCAAAGAACCACGUGGUGAUAGACUACGGGGAGAGGAUGCACAGAUCUGUUCUAGACCUCCUGAGGUUCAUGUCCGACAGUGUGCAUACUCUGAUAAGCAGAAGUGCGAAAGUGGGACGAUGUGAGAAUCACAACAAGGAAGAGUUAGAGUUCUACGAGCCUGAGCAGGCCCGGGAGCGCUAUGACUUGCUGCCUGUCAAAACUACAUUGAAAGUGACUGGUGAAAAUGUCCGGAGAGUGGUACUAUUUAACUCUCUGGAAGAGAGUGUGGAGCAGGUCGUAACGAUUUUAGUGGACGAUACAGCCGUAUGCGUGUUUGAUUCAAAGUGGGUACCUGUAAGAAGUCAAGCCAGCCCAGAGUGGGACUUUGGAGGGUCCUUUGCUGGUAAACCAGACACAGGUAAGCAUCGUCUGCAAUGGCAGGCUGAAGUACCAGCCAUGGGGCUCCAAACGUACAUUAUUUCCCCUGCGUCGUUAUCCCAGGAUUGCGUGACACCAACUCUGGCAAAUCUACAAGUUUUCAAUCCACCUCAGGACUUCGUAUGCCCUGCUCCUUACGAGUGUGCGUCGAAGAGUGACGACCAUUUGGAAAUCAAGAAUCAGCAUCAAGCACUGGUCUUUGGAGCAAGAAAUGGUCUGCUUUUUAGUGUGACUAUACGAGAUGGACAAGAGAUUUCUGUGGAGGAGGAACUUGCGUUUUACUCCAGCCAUAAAAGUGGAGCCUACUUGUUUGCCCCAGACGGAGAGGCAGUGUCUUUUGUCGAACCCGGUGGUCUUAUGAUAGCAGUCGAAGGGCCUCUCAUGCAGGAGGUGUACACAAUACCCAAGACCUCUAAAGGGUCCAACGCACCCGUACCUGUGAUUCGUAGUGCCCGGCUUUUUGCAGGAAAUUCAGUACAGGCCGCUGUAGCAGAGAUGGAAUAUCAUACUCAGCUCUCACACACUGCGUUUGACAACAAAGAGCUGAUUGCCCGCUUCAGGACAGAACUCAAUAACAAGAAGGUGUUCUAUUCAGACCUGAACGGGUUCCAGACCAUACGCCGAGAAACGUAUGAGAAAAUUCCUCUACAGGGAAAUUAUUACCCGAUGCCUUCUCUAGCUUUCUUUCAAUGCCCCACUGGUAGACGGUUUUCCAUACACAGCAGGCAGGCGCUCGGAGUGGCCAGCUUGGACAAAGGUUGUUUGGAAGUGAUGCUUGACAGACGACUUCGACAAGAUGACGGUCGUGGUCUAGGCCAAGGAGUCGUCGAUAACCAUCCAAACUCGGUCGUCUUUCACUUGCUAAUAGAGAAAAAUAGCACAGCGAUUCCCGACCUCGAGAAAGGGUCUUCAAGAGUCCAGUCCCUUCUCUCUCACCGUGUAGGAGCCCAGCUCAACUAUCCCCUGCAUGCCUUUUUGGGUAAGCCGGAAUCGUUUGCAAACCUUAGACCCUCUAUGGAAGAAAAACUCCUGAGGGCAACGAUGUCGCCUAUGGCUCAAAACAUACCAUGUGAUUUACACGUUGUUUCCCUGCAAUCACUCAAAACAGCUGGUCUGUCGGACUCUGUCAAGCACAAGGUUGGUGUACUCUUACAGCGGAGAGGGUUGGAUCCUGCAUACGGUGUGGACGAAGAUCUGGAAUCCAAGAAACGGUGUACUACCUUGAGUGAUGGCACUUGGAAUCUCUUUGAGAUGUUCAACGAACUGGAGAUGGUAGACGCUAGACAUUCUUCGUUGAACUUCGUGCAAGAUGACACAAAAGAAUUUGGGUACUUGGAACAAGUCCAUCGAAAGGAAGGCAAGUCACAAAGGCGAGGUUUUCUGACACUGGAUCCAAUGGAAAUCGAAGCCUUCAAGUUAGAGUUGAGGCCACGGGAAUAGCUCCCAUCUUACCAUUUGGGAAGGGUGGAUAUGUUUAUAAUCAGAGCUGAACCUUUUAUGGAGUACUACGUGUAGCAACGGCAAUGCAUUAUAGGUGGGCGAUGGUGACAGCAGCGAGACGGGUAUGUGUUGUAUCCGAAUGAUCGAUCUGUAGAUGGUUUUGAUGUACGAGAUCAGCAGUAGGUUUGCUUGCUCAGAGCCCUUACGGGUACCCAGGCUUUAAUGUUCAGAUAAUCUCUAAUCUCACUGGUCGGAGUAAAUGAGCAUUAAGGUCAUAGAGAGAUGAGUAGUAGUGCACGGAGGCGAGUCAUCACGCGUUAGGUGGGAAGCUCAAAUUCUGAUAUGGUUCUUGAGUGGCUCUGUAACUUUUGUAGUCCUAAUUUACGCUAAAGGUCAUAUGCACAUGUUACUGAGCUCAUGAAGAGAAGAAUUCGAGCUCUGGCGUGAAAUCUUAUCGGCAUGAAGUGAAGUAGAAUGAUGUCUGUUACAGUCACAACAAUCUGUGUAGGUCCCCAUCGUCGUGUCAAGAUAGUGCCACAAACAUUUAUGCUUUGAAGCCCCUGUCGGUUGACAGUGAGAUGACAAUCAGAAAAAAAAAACAUACCGCUUAUAUGAACUGACGAUAGCGACAAUUCAGAAGGAUUUACUGAUUGGGGCAUCAGUCAUAACAUUAUGUCUUGGUCAAAACGCCAUUUUUCAGUUGUUGUCCAG